AUGGAGAAAAUCUUGAGAUGUGUGAAGACUGCAGAAGCACCGCAUCAGCCACCACCACCACCUUCAACUCCUUCUUCCUCCUUCCUGCCUCCAUCCUCCCUAAUCCACCACCCCACAGGUCUGCCAGCACCAUCGUCUCAUCAUCAUCCAGGAGGAGCAAGGAGAAAUUAAGAAGAAGCCAACGAGGACCCAGCUGCUUGCAAGCUAUCGAUCGGCACCAGCCUUGGGUUUGAUCCCAUCGAUCGAUCCCAUGCCCGGCCGGCUCGACGACCCAUCCAUCUGAGAUCACCGGACGGCACCAACCGACCCCCAUCGGUCGUCGAUCCAUGGGGAGCGGCAAGGUGUUCCCAGGUGCCGCCGGCGCGAGCGGCCCGCCGCAGCCGCCGGGCGCCGUCUGCUGCAUAUGUGGCGACCGCGGCCUCCUGCCCGAGCUCUUCCGCUGCUCCGCCUGCUCCGUUCGCUCCCAGCACACAUACUGUACGGAGCGGUACCCGAAGGUGGAGUCGUACGGCGCCUGCAACUGGUGUCUGAGGGCGGGCGGAGGCGUGGCUUCUACUUCUAACUCGCCGAGAUCCACCGGCAAAGUGGCCGCCCGGCCUGCUGCUCACGGUGGCACGACCGCCGGCGGCGGCAGAUCGCCGAAGGUUGCCGUUCGUGGCGACUUUGCGUCGUCGAACUUGAGCAAGCCUAUCAAGAAGCAGCAGCCGCCGCAGCAGCGGCUCCUGCUGCGGCGGUCGGCGUCGGACCUGGGCAGCCGCGUCCACGACGCCCCGCCGUCGCCCGGCGUCGCACGGGGCAGGCCGAGGGUCCGGAGGUACAAGCUCUUGGAAGAGGUGAUCACUAGCUAACCUUGUGGUUUCGAUGUCGUGGAUGCCACGUGAGCGUUUUUUAGGUGUGUACGCGUGUAUAUGUAGACAGCAUGCAGCUUGUGCGGCCAUGCGUGCAUGCAUGCAUGCAUGGAUAUCUAGCUAGCUGUGUUGAGUCGUUAAUGUUUGUGGGCGUAAUGUACAACGUGAAGAGUACUACUUGCAUGCCAACGUGCAUGCGGUUCGAUCAUGCGAUGAGCGACUUCGCUUGAUCGUCGUCGGUUAGUUAACCAGCUAGCUGUUUUAGAGAGAGUUCUGCGUGUGCAAAUAAAUAAAGUUUUUUCUUUCGAUGAACA
This is a messenger RNA of Phragmites australis (common reed), 1162 nucleotides long. RefSeq lists its product as uncharacterized. The record is from RefSeq and is a predicted model, not a curated record. The coding region runs from base 327 to 848 and encodes 173 amino acids. The transcript is spliced from 2 exons. Lineage: Eukaryota; Viridiplantae; Streptophyta; Magnoliopsida; Poales; Poaceae.